AACCACUUUAGGUUCAGUCGUGGUUUAUCCGUUAUAUAAGUAACACAUUAGAAAAUGGUAAUCGAAGAUCUCGACGGCCUCUUACGUCCUCACAUCAAGGGAAAAAUAAUCGAUAAAAAAAUCACAAGACUGACAGCACCCGGUGAGAACUAUGGCAGUUUAAUGUUAAAAGUGGAUCUUAUAGUGCAAAAAGAUGGUGAACAAGAAGAGGUUUUUCAUGCUGUAGCUAAAUGUGUACAACCCAAUAAACAUAUGCAAGAAGUCUUCAAUACUCCUACGACUUUUAAAAAUGAAAUUGGAUGGUACGAAGAGGCGAUUCCCACUUUAAUUCAGUUUCAACAAGACAAAGGGGUGGAACAUGUUGCUGAUUAUUUUAUGAAUUUGUUUGGGGCACGAGUGAGUGUUGACCCUAACAGCGAAAAUGUGGACGAUACUGCUGUCAUACUUGUGGAAAACUUAAUUGAAAGAGGUUUUAAGAAUGCCUCUCGCUUAAAAGGAUUUAGCCUAAUCCAAAGUCAAGAAAUCCUUAAAAAACUAGCAAACUUCCACGCUACCACGAUAGCCUUAAAAUCAGAAAAUCCUGAGCUACAUAAUAAGAAAAUCAAACAGUUUUGCAUGCAAAAAGACAAAUUCGAGCCUCCAUCUACGAGUCUAUUUGAUGCAGCACUACGGUUCCUGGAAGAACAACCUGACACUGCUCCUCACGUCGAUUUAAUAAAGAAGAACUUAUAUACUCCCAAGGAGGAAUUUUGCCGUCAAAAUGACCCUCUAUGGACAACUGCAGUACAUUCCGACUUCUGGGUGAACAACAUAAUGAUAUCAGAAGACAAUCCCCCCAAAGUGAUCAUUUUGGACCUUCAAGUUUGCUCGUAUGAGUCAGCGUUGGCAGAUUUAGUCUUUUUCCUUGGAACCUCAUUGGAACAUGAGGUCAGUGAGAACCACUUCGAUGACCUAAUUCAAGUUUAUUAUCAAGAGUUUAUUAAAACUUUGAGGGAAUUAAAGUUUGACCAGAGCAAACUAACUCAGUAUACACAAGAGAAUUUUAAAAAAGAACUUGAGAAAGAAGGAAGAAAAGAGUUCAGCCACGUAAUGUUUUUCAUACCUGUUAUAACGGCUGUUAAAGAGACAAUAACCGAUCCUACUCACGAAGAAUAUAAUCUAGAGGAUGGACUGAAAAACAUGUUUAAUGUUGUUUGGGAGCAUCAGAAGGAGAAAUAUAAUGUAAUGAUUAAAAAUUGGGUAAAACAUGGAUGGCUGUAAAAGUAACUUGUACAUUUUAAAUUAUUAUUAAAUAAAGGCGAUUUUCACUUUGAA
This is a messenger RNA of Anthonomus grandis grandis, 1314 nucleotides long. RefSeq lists its product as uncharacterized. The record is from RefSeq and is a predicted model, not a curated record. Bases 55 to 1260 code for a protein of 401 amino acids. The transcript has 2 exons. Lineage: Eukaryota; Metazoa; Arthropoda; Insecta; Coleoptera; Curculionidae.